This is a messenger RNA of Rotaria sordida, 279 nucleotides long. The record is from the annotation of a GenBank genome assembly. NCBI's taxonomy places the organism in Eukaryota, Metazoa, Rotifera, Eurotatoria, Philodinida, Philodinidae.
AUGAAAUUAUGGUGCCUGUUUGUCGUAUUCUUAAUGCUUACCAUCUCGACAUCUUUUGUUUAUUCCAUUGAUUCUAAAAUAAUAUUAAAUCCAUCAAAAAAUAUCAAACAAACCCCAUCAAAUUUGCAAUUAUCGUCGUUCGUGGAAAAAGAUCGAUUGUUUGCCAAACGUUCACAACGUAAUGCAAAUAUUCUCUAUCGGUAUUGUCGACAAUCUGGUCAGGCACGACAAUUUUGUCUAAAAUAUGCUGUUCAAAUGCUAUAUGCUACUGGACAUUGA